AUGUUCUAUGGGCAUUUUAUACGUAAAUAUUAUCAAUGGGCUGCUGUACAAAAACGAUGAGUUUAAGAACACUAGAAACUUUGGUUCUUUUGCGUUGAACCAUACGUCGGAGAGUAGAAAAUGGCCAAGUCUACAGAGAAAAAGGGAAAGAGUGCUAUCAACGAAGUUGUGACUCGUGAAUACACAGUGAAUCUUCACAAACGCCUUCAUGGAGUUGGAUUUAAAAAACGUGCUCCACGAGCAAUAAAAGAAAUUCGUAAGUUUGCUGAGAAACAAAUGGGCACUCCAGAUGUGAGGAUUGAUACCAGACUCAAUAAACAACUUUGGUCCAAAGGAAUUAGAAAUGUACCAUUCAGAGUUCGUGUACGAUUGAGCAGAAGAAGAAACGACGACGAAGAUUCUGCAAACAAAUUGUAUACCCUUGUUACGUACAUACCAGUUGCUACUUUUAAAGGUCUCCAAACAGAGAAUGUUGAUGCAAGUCAAGAUUGAAUUAUUUCUAAAUAAUAAAUAGUUUUCAUCAA
Colletes gigas is the source of this 524-nucleotide messenger RNA. It is a transcript of the gene RpL31, whose product is annotated as 60S ribosomal protein L31. Gene Ontology annotation, molecular function: structural constituent of ribosome. Gene Ontology annotation, biological process: cytoplasmic translation. Gene Ontology annotation, cellular component: cytosolic large ribosomal subunit; ribosome. NCBI's taxonomy places the organism in Eukaryota, Metazoa, Arthropoda, Insecta, Hymenoptera, Colletidae. The transcript has 3 exons. The record is from RefSeq and is a predicted model, not a curated record. The coding region runs from base 121 to 492 and encodes 123 amino acids.